AUGAAAAAUCAGAAAUUAAGGGCUAUACUGAAUGCGGUAACUGUGGUGCUUAUUUUCUUUACCAUGCUGUGCAGAGGAGGUGGAGAUGCUCUCAAUAGUCCAGAAGAAGUAGCUAGCACACCUGAAGAUAGAGAUGCAUCGGUAACAGAGAACGACCUAGGUUUUAACUGGUUUGUGGCAGACUCGAAUGGCGCCCAUAUAUGGGAUCUAACAAAAGCAAUAGAAGAGUUUAGGGACAUAUACCACCCGCCCUCACCGUCUGAAAAAGAAGCUACUGAGUGCGGCACCUCUCUUGCUUCUACGGAGAAAAAAAAGAGCGCAAGAUCGGCUGUAAGAAGAAAAAGAAAAGCACAGAAAGAUGAAUCUGUGCCUCAGCCUGCACCAAAGAGCAAGAAAGAAGGCAGCAGACUGGAGAAUGUUAACAUCAAAUUGUGGAGUGACGUGCGGUUGACCAAUAAAAGAAGAGCAAACAGCACAAACAACCACAGGACAAUAUACUUGGACAGGGAUGGCAAGUUCAACGAAUGCGUGCUCCUUGAAAUAACAGAAGGCGCCUACCAGGAGAAAAUCAGAGAAUAUCUGGAAAAAUUUUCAGAAAACAUUGCCCCUCGAAUAGAGAAAAACGCGCUGUGGUACUUCAUUGCGUGCAGAACGUCAAAUUUAAAUACAAGAAAAAAAGACCUUUUGGGAUUGAAAGAGCUGCUCAAGGAAGAAAGCAGAAACAAACAUAAGAAAAUGUUGAUGGAUCUCCAAGGAUACUAUCCCAAUGUGAUUGACGACAUGCUGGCAUAUGUGGAAAAACAUAAGCCGCUGAGAGCCAAUAAACAACGCCCUCCAACUGUAUGGAACAAAACUUUGGGAGACAUUUACAUACAGAGAGGGCUUGAUUUGAACUAUGCGAUGGUGGAAGAGCAGGACAAGAUCAGCCAAGAAUACAGAAAACACUCAGCCUUGGCGUAUGCUCUGCGAAUGAUUCUCGCACUACCUGAAGUGCAUCAAGACUUUUCCAAGAUCAGCACAGUAUUUAUAGAAGCUACAGAGGUGUAUAAAAGCUUUUCUAAAAACAAAAAAGCACACAAAGUCCUACUAGCCAUACACACACUAGUAAAGAAGUCUGCAGAGAGCAAUAAAAAAAUAAAAAGUGUGUAUGAGGUCAUUCACAGCACUCUUGAAAGUAUGCAGAAAAAAGACAAAAAAAAGGAGAAAACAGUCUCUGAGUUAUACAGAGAUCUGUACAUGAUUCUUGCAGAUUUCUAUGCAAAAGCAAAAGUUUUUGAUGAUAAAAGAUAUAUCUUGGCGGGCAAGUGUGCUAUAAAACAUCAAAAAUACAUCAGAUGUGAAGCAGCCCUAGAGUUUGCAGCAGACGGCUCUUUCAAACAACUCCGUGCUCCCAAAUAUUCACCAGAGAUGGAUAAGUGGGAUGUUUCGCCAGGCGUAAAACCACACUAUCAUGUGCACUACGUAGACAACGAAACACACCGAGGUAGAAGACUGUGCAUGCCCAUAUAUAAAAAAGACGGUAGAGACGAUGCGUGCUAUAUGCAUACAAUUGAUGCUACAAUAGAGUACAUAAAGAAUUUAUAUGGAAUAGAGAAAAAUAUUCUGCACCCUUUUAAAGUAAAAAAAGGAACUGAUGAAUGGUCGUACAUCGAUGCAAGUGACCGAAGUAAAACAGCGGAGGAUUUAGCAGAGCACGAGAUAGUGUUCUACCGCAUUGAAGAAGACCUGAAAACAGUGAAGUUUACAUUUGCGAAGUUUAAGCCUUUAGUUCAGCACGGCAAGGACAGCAUUGGCAUACCCCUCUUCCUUACGCGUUUAAUGCGAUCUGCUAUAGAUCUAGGCCCGUUUGUUAUGGAAGGCGAGCACUCGGAGAUAAGUUUGGGAGCAGAGUUUAAGAAUGCAGUGCCCGGUGUGUACAAUUUUAACGAUAUUUAUAAAAAAGACGAAUACUCGGAUGUGCAUGGAUACUACAGCAAUCUAUACAUACUGCCUGAUGCAAAAAAAAGAAAGACCUUUGACUGCUACACCAUGGACUGUCAGACGGUUCUGGAAGACACAACCACUAAAGCUGUGUGGUAUGUGAAUAUGACGGACAGUGAAAAUGCGUACACACACUGUCUGCCAAAUGAAAAGUUCAAAGAAGAAGAAAAUUCUGGGGAGAUUGCUGGCUUUAUUAACACACUGGGGUCAAGACAGUAUAACAGAGACAGCAACCUACAGAGCAUUUGGCUGAAAAAUAGUGGCUUGGAAGACAAUAAGCCAGAAAACCACACACAAAAAAUCCAUACGUGGCUGAUAAAUGCUAUAGAGUAUGAUGAAUCUAAGCUGAGAGACAAAGAAAUAAUUGAGAAGAAAAUAAGAGUCUUUGAAGAAAGCGUUCGAAGAUCAGAGAAAAGGUUCACAGCACUAGAUGGGAAAAUAAAAGAGCUGAAAAAGCAGGGCAAUAAAAACAAAAACAAAAUAGUAAAGCUAAAUAAGGAAAAGAAAUCAGCUGGCUGUAUAAAAUAUAAAUCAAAGAAGAAUAUAGAAGAGCUGCGCAGAGAGCUACACGAAGUAGUGUCUGAAAAGCCAGAUGAGCAGGUAGAGCUCAUAGUAUUCCGGAACGUGAACAGCAGCAACUCCAACCUGGGGGCACACAAUGAAAUUCUUGAUCCUUUGAUCUCGGCCUAUAACAAGUAA
This is a messenger RNA of Nematocida minor, 2679 nucleotides long. RefSeq lists its product as uncharacterized. Lineage: Eukaryota; Fungi; Microsporidia. The transcript has a single exon. The coding region runs from base 1 to 2679 and encodes 892 amino acids. The record is from RefSeq and is a predicted model, not a curated record.